Molecule: messenger RNA, 2460 nt
Organism: Cyclopterus lumpus (lumpfish)
Lineage: Eukaryota; Metazoa; Chordata; Actinopteri; Perciformes; Cyclopteridae
Product: GTPase IMAP family member 7-like
Exons: 2
Coding region: 449-1237 (262 amino acids)
Molecular function (GO): GTP binding
Source: RefSeq, a predicted model, not a curated record
GGGGGAGGACCGCCGGCCAAGCGUCUUAAAGAUGGGGUUUCGCUAAGAAGUUCGGCUGGCUGGUGUCAAGUGUUUAAGUAGUCGCGGUUAUGGUCGUAUGGACUUCGGUAUGAGUCUAGUCGGAAGGCGAAGGUGGAUUGAGGCAGACGGUGUUGGUUGGUUGGUCUUGCUGAGUUUGAGGUGAUGGAUGAUGCUGUCGGGAGGAUGGAGAAGUCGGACAAGGGGCUAUGUCGUAAUGGAUGGUGGUCGGUGCUUGAGGAGGUAAACUAAUGGCAGCCACCUCCUUAACGAGGAACACUGAAGGAAUCCGAACCGGGAGAAGUUGACCGCGGUGGUGGUGAAGACUACAACUCCCAUGAUCCCACGCUGCUUCAUGACGUCACCAAACUCCACCUGUUAUUGAGACCUCAAGCAGCAGAAAGCUUUAUAUUUGUCAAACAGCACGAGAAUGGUCAUCCUGGGAAAAACUGGAGUUGGGAAAAGCAGCCUGGCUAACACCAAAUUUGGAGAGCAGCUGUUCAAGAUCGGCCACAGUGUGAACUCUGAUACAAGAACAUGUCAAGCAGUAACUAAACCCGUCAAUGGAGGAAACAUCACUUUGAUUGACAGUCCUGGUUUCUUCGACACAGAUCGAUCUGAGGAGGAGAUGAAGGUUGAAAUAUUGAGAUGCAUCACAGAGUUCGCUCCUGGGCCUCAUGCCUUUCUCAUUGUGCUCAAAGUGGAGAGAUUCACCGAGCACGAGAAGGCUUCAGUCACUAAAAUAAUUCAAUACUUUUUUGAAGAAGUUUUCCAGUAUGCGACAGUCCUCUUUACUCAUGGUGACCAGCUCCCUGAAGGACAGACCAUUGAGGAAUUUACCCAUGAUAAUGAGGCUCUGAGGGAUCUGGUUGCAAAGUGUGGAGGCCGCUGCCUUGUUGUUGAUAAUAAAUACUGGAAGAACAACCAGCAGGAAGAAUACAGGAACAACCAGGUCCAGGUGAAGGAGCUCCUCAAGACAAUAGAUCAGAUGGUGGAGGCAAACAAAGGAAGAUGCUACACCAAUGAGAUGCUACAAGCAGUGCAGGAAAGGAUAAUGGAGGAGGAGCAACUCAUUAGACAGUCAUCAGGAAACAAGUCACAGGAAGAGAUCAGAAAGGAGGCUAAAGACAGAACAUAUGAUUGGUGUUGGAUACAAUGGUUUUCCCAUUCAUUACCUAAUUUGUUCAGAUCUCUUUUUGGUCUCGCAAUUGUCGAGUAGUUUCGUAGGCUUCGUAGGCUUCAUAGGCUCCAUAGGCUUCAUAGGCUUCAUAGGCUCCAUAGGCUUCAUAGGCUCCAUAGGCUUCAUAGGUUCCAUAGGCUCCAUAGGCUUCAUAGGCUCCAUAGGCUUCAUAGGCUCCAUAGGCUUCAUAGGCUUCAUAGGCAGGGCUUUCUUUAGCCAAGUUUCAAAUUAAACUUGUAAUGAGCUAUAACUCUUGAAGAUUAAGACUAAAAAGUAAUCUCUUCCAAUAAAUUGCAUGAAAAUCUUGUUCGAAACAAUAGUUAACCACUGAAAUUAAUGUUUAGUAUAUAUAAUAUGUAAUACAUUGUACUCAUUGGUUUGUUGAGGUUGUUAAUAUAAAUGCUUAUAUAUGGUCAUAAUGUUAUGCUUUUGUCAGGUUACUCAAGUUCAGAAUAACACAUACAUAGGUGAAAUGUGUGUCUGGGAAUGUCUGCUUCUCACAACCUAUAUGUUAUCUUCUAGUCUCAUUAGAAAGUGGACUGGCCUUGCAGGGCUCAGUCCCGUGGAGAGAGAGGAGCAGAUGGAAUUAUACCCCUCCUUGAUAAAUCUCAGCGCCAAUUAGAAGUCAGGAUAAUGCAUAUGAAUCUGUGCAUGUAAAGGCCAAACUUCCGGUUCUAAGAGAGAGUUGUUGUGACUCCCCUGUGAUUGCAAUCGCAGCGCUUGUACUUUGUUUGUGAUCAGAGAAUAAAUCUACCAGAACGAGAGAAGUUAUUGGCUGAAUUCUUCCGAAGGCUCUACCAGGCAGACCAUUUUGAACCACGCUUACAAGGUAUCCACCAAAAAUGCCCGAGACACCACAACUAUGAACCUAUUUCUCUAUUCUUCUGUUAAAAUAAUUGAUUCACCAAUCAAUUAAUUGACUUAUUAAAUUGAAGAGUGAACACAUUCUUGAAACAGAGUGACACUGUGGUACUGCUUUGUACUGCAGGUUUGACUUAAUAUGAAACAUGGCUUUUGAAACCUAAAGCCAUAGGAAGUGUAAUCUUAAAGUGUAAAUUACUUUUUAUUCAUAUGAUGUAUCCUGAUUUAACUUUCAUUCUCUCUGAUGAGUGUUUUGGUCUCAUACAUCAAUUUAUUCUUCACAUAUAAUCUCAUAUUAUUUUGUGUAAAUUGAAUGGUGACAUCCUUAAUUAUGUUUUUCUUUCAUGUAUCAAUAUGUAAUCACAUGUUCUUCUUUGUUGACUGAAUGUUAAGAUGAAGUA